Volvox carteri f. nagariensis is the source of this 810-nucleotide messenger RNA. RefSeq lists its product as uncharacterized. NCBI's taxonomy places the organism in Eukaryota, Viridiplantae, Chlorophyta, Chlorophyceae, Chlamydomonadales, Volvocaceae. The record is from RefSeq and is a predicted model, not a curated record. The coding region runs from base 1 to 810 and encodes 269 amino acids. The transcript has 5 exons.
AUGUACCGUUGGUACGAUGACCGUUGGCCCGUGGUUAACCUUCUGCAGAAGCGUCAAAAGCUGGACAAAUUGGCGGAGCUUGGCUUCGCAGAGGACAUGGCUGAAGUCCUCGUGGAAACACUUGGACUGGACCCCAUCGGGAAGUCGACCGAUGCCGCCAUUGCUGAAGCAAUGGCUGGAGAAGGCUUGGUGGACUUGGCGUCAGUGAUAGUCGUGGCUGGCGAGGUCGACGACAAUGCACCCCUGUCGGAUGUGAAUGCCCGGACGGCAGUCAAAUCGCUGAGGAUCCUCGCCCCGAACCUGGGAGCUGCUAAGGCCCUCCAGCUUGCCAAAGCAGCAUGUGCCCUCACUGCACAGCCGUCUGACGAGUCGGACGAGGGCCUGUCACCAUUGCUGGACCCACUGGAGCAGGAGCGCAAGACUAACGAAGAGAUGGCGAAGGCGCUCGUGGGUUGUCAUAUUGCAGCCAUGCCUGUGGCAUCAGAUGACUCUGAGUCGAUGGCCAUCUCAUUGCCGUCCCCUGUCAUAUCAUCACUGGCUGAGCCCUGUGCCGUGCCCACUGCUGACGGCCCUGCAAUGGCCAUGUCGGCUUGCAGCUGGGGUGCCGUGGUAUUAGGCCAUUCAGCUGCAGCUGUGGCACGUGCUGCAGCAGCAGCCUCCAUGUGCUCAGCCUCAGUGCUGUCCAGCAACCAGCAGUGGCUCAGCCUUCGGGUGAAGGACUGGAACUGCAUACAGGCAGAGUCGCACUCCAGCAAUGGGCUUGGGGAGCCAGCUGAAGUGGCCAGCCCUGCUGUGUGCCAACAGGUGUAG